Molecule: messenger RNA, 2077 nt
Organism: Centruroides sculpturatus (bark scorpion)
Lineage: Eukaryota; Metazoa; Arthropoda; Arachnida; Scorpiones; Buthidae
Gene: Cib2
Product: calcium and integrin-binding family member 3-like
Exons: 6
Coding region: 227-796 (189 amino acids)
Molecular function (GO): calcium ion binding
Source: RefSeq, a predicted model, not a curated record
GACGAUUUUCUUUCUAUUUUUUUUUUUAUGGAUAUAAAGAAUUCAGAAAUCAACGGAAAUUGCCAGAUAUUAGUUUUGAUUCCUGAGAAAGAUGCUGAAUAUUUAAUGGUGUUCGUACAUCCUUUAGGGCGUUGUCUCCGAAUGUGUUAUCUAGAGAUUGGGUGUGGUUGAGAAAUUGCCAUCUUCCAUCCUUCCACAAUGAUUUCGGUCAGUCAGAUGAAAAUCCAUGGGAAACAAAGUUGUCACUUUUACAGAAGAACAGCUCGAAGACUAUCAAGACUGUACAUUUUUUACUAGGAAGGAAAUAUUGAGGGUACAAAAGAGGUAUCGAGAAUUAGACCCUCAAAACGUUCCUCAGGUUAUGACAGGAGAUGAAGCGCACACAGUUGUUGUUUCUUUGGAGAAAGUGGAGAAAAUGCCUGAACUUAAGGAAAAUCCAUUUCGUCAGAGAAUAUGUAAAGUAUUUUCCCAUGAUGGAAGUGGUAACAUGACUUUUGACGAUUUCUUGGACAUGCUUUCGGUGCUCAGCGAACAAGCUCCGAGAGAUAUAAAAGUCGUCUACGCUUUCAAAAUUUACGACUACGAUGGAGAUCAAUUUAUAGGAAAUUACGAUCUUCAGCAAGCUGUGGUGGCUCUAACUAAAAAUGAACUAACGCCCGAAGAAGUGCAGCUUGCCUGCGAAAAGGUUUUAGAGGAGGGUGACGUUGAUGACGAUGGAAAAUUAUCAUUUAUGGAAUUCGAACACGUGAUUUCUAGAGCACCGGAUUUUCUCAGCACUUUUCACAUAAGAAUCUAAAGAAUGGAUCUAAUAGUUCUGGCUGGACCAAGAAUCAACAUAUCAGUAUUAGAAUAGGAUUAACAGUUUAAAUUUAAAAAGAAUUCGACACGGUUUAGAGAAUUAGAAUAUUAAAAUUAAAGUUUAAUCUUCUAAGCUACGUUUAGGUAUAUUUUACCCUACAUAAAAGUUUAAACAGAAUCUAGUCAUACAACAUAUUUUUUCUCAUUAGCUAUUAUAAAUGUCCAAAAAUAUAUUUUUUAAAAAACGUAGGAACUUAUCUUCAUUGAGGUUACAGAGAAAUGGGUCAUGGAUCUAAUGUUCGUCUUGCGAGACACGUUUAAAAAUCACUAAUUUAAAGAAUGUUAAAAGAAUGAAACCUGAAAAAUAUAUCAUUUUAUGUCUAAAGUAUACAUAAACGUCUCUAAUUUAUAAAUAAAAAUGUUUCUUUCACCAUUGAAAAUCAUUACAUAAAGCGAUUUUAACGUUGAAUUAUAUCAGCGCAUAACAAAGAAAUUACUCAUGCUUAUAAUAAGUAAUGCUUUUAUGCUUAACCCACGCUAAUGAGAAGCGAUUAUUAUGAAAAAAAAAAUAAUAAUAAUAAUAAGGUUAUGAUUCUAAGAAUAUUCCCUUUCGUAGAAACAUGAGAAAUUAAGCAUUGAUUCCAUUAACACGAGCUCGAAUGCAUUUUAAUUUUUCUGCUGUAUAUAAAGGUAUUUAAAAAAUACUUUAACAAGACUGAAUAAUUUUUAAAUUCGUUAUUCAAAGGGACGUAAUAAUAAAAAUUUGAAAUAUUUAUUUUUAGUCGUUCAAAACUCGUUUAGAAAAGCGACAUGAAAGAUCCAAAACUAUGUCACUUGGCACGACAUCCAGAAUGUAAAAAAAAAAACUUGUUAAAUCUUACAAAAAAAAUAUCCCUAACAUUUUUCGUCUUUAUUUUAAAUAAUAUUCAUCAUUAUUGUAUUUUAAAGAUGCUAUCUGUAUUAACCUUGAAAGUCGCAAUGUUAAGGACAAGGACAAUUCUAUAGAAAAAGGAUGGUCGCAUCACGACCGUUGUGAUGUCAUUCAAGGGAAAGUUUUUAACCUAUUGUCUCCGAGACGACAUUUUUAACCUUUAUCUUACCUUAUACUUUCACUUAAAAUUACGUAAUCCUCUUACAAGCUAUCCAAUUAAAGUUUAUUUUAUUUUAUUUUAUUCCUGUUUCUGAUAUAUCUGUCUGUCUGUCCUCACUUUUUCCAAAAAACUAAACAUAUUUAAAUCUUCUGUACAUGAAUACAGUUAAAUAAAGUUGAAAAAUUCUA